UCCUAGAGUUAUUUUUCUUCACUAGAAGAACCAAAAGCUCUCUUUAUAAUUUUGUGGCAACAAACACUAAAAGUUAUUUAAGUAGCAAUGGCCUCAGCUGCAGUUGUCCAUAAUAUUGUGAAGCAUGAACAAGAAGAAGAUAUUGUUCGCCCUGUCGCCAACUUCUCUCCUAGUCUAUGGGGUGAUCGUUUCCAUUCUUUCUCCAUCGACAAUGAGGUUGCACAAAAAUAUGCUCAAGAGAUUGAAGAGUUGAAGGAAGAGACAAGGAGUAUGUUGUUAGCUACUGGACGGAAAUUGGCUGAGACCUUGAAUUUGGUAGACAUAAUUGAACGCCUAGGCAUAGCCUAUCACUUUGAGAAAGAAAUUGAUGACAUUUUGGAACAGAUUUACACCAAAUAUUCAAACUUUGAGGGUGAUGACUAUAAUGAUUUAUGCACUUUUGCACUUCAAUUUCGAUUGCUCAGGCAACAUGGUUACAACAUCUCUCCUAAAAUUUUCAGCAAAUUCCAAGAUGGCAAUGGCAAAUUCAAUGAGUCUCUUGCUAGUGAUGUCUUGGGGUUAUUAAGCUUGUAUGAAGCUUCACAUGUAAGGACUCAUGGUGAAGAUAUCUUAGAAGACGCACUCACUUUCUCCACUACUCAUCUUGAGUCCGCAGCUCCACAUUUGAAAUCUCCACUGAGGGAGCAAGUGGAACAUGCCCUUGAGCAAUCUUUGCACAAGGGUAUUCCUCGAGUUGAGACCCGAUUCUUCAUAUCAUCAAUCUAUGAGAAGGAGGAAUCAAAGAACAAUGUGUUACUUCGAUUUGCCAAAUUGGAUUUCAACUUACUACAGAUGUUGCACAAACAAGAACUUGCUGAAAUAUCAAGGUGGUGGAAAGAUUUGGAUUUCGUAACAACACUUCCAUAUGCUAGAGAUAGAGCGGUUGAAUGUUAUUUCUGGACAGUUGGAGUAUAUAUUGAGCCUCAAUAUUCUCAAGCUCGCAUCAUGCUUGCCAAGACCAUUGCUAUGAUUUCAAUUGUUGAUGACACCUUUGAUGCUUAUGGUAUAGUAAAGGAACUUGACACAUACACGGAUGCCAUUCAAAGGUGGAAUAUUAACCAAAUCGAUCGGCUUCCUGAUUACAUGAAAAUUAGUUAUAAAGCUCUUUUAGAUCUCUAUGAGGAUUAUGAAAAGGAAUUGUCAAGCGAUGGAAGAUCUCAUGUUGUCUAUUAUGCGAAAGAAAGAAUGAAAGAAAUAGUCAGAAACUAUAAUGUCGAGGCAAAAUGGUUUAUUGAAGGAUAUAUGCCACCUGUUUCUGAGUACCUAAGCAAUGCAUUGGCAACUAGCACUUAUUACUUGCUCACUACCACAUCUUAUUUGGGUAUGAAGUCUGCUACCGAGCAAGAUUUUGAGUGGUUGGUAAUGAAUCCUAAAAUUCUUGAAGCUAAUGUGACAUUAUGCCGAGUUAUUGAUGACAUAGCCACAUACGAGGUCGAGAAAAGUAGGGGUCAGAUUGCAACAGGAAUUGAGUGCUACAUGAGAGAUUAUGGUGUAUCUACAGAAGUGGCAAUGGAAAAAUUUCAAGAAAUGGCUUAUACAGCAUGGAAGGACGUGAACGAAGGAAUUCUUAGACCAACUCCUGUAUCUACGGAGAUUUUAACUCGUAUUCUCAAUCUUGCUCGCAUUAUUGACGUCACAUAUAAACACAAUCAAGACGGAUACACUCAUCCCGAGAAAGUCUUAAAACCUCACAUUAUUGCCCUACUUGUGGACUCCAUCGAACUUUAAACUCCCAAUUGUUACUCAUCUUAAGAGAACUUAACUCAUCUUUGCUGAGAAAGUAGACGAUAGGAGUAAUUUUUUUAUUUUUAUCCUAUUAUAUAAAGUUGUUAGGGAGCUGCUUUUGUGGUUGUUCAGUGCAGUUCCUAACUAUGACCUCUUUAAUAUCCUUGUAAGAAAUAAUGCUAUAAGUUCUUUUUGUUCUUAAUGUCAUUUCUUGAUUGUACUCUUAAGUUGGAUAUUUGACAAAGGAGAUGAUUGUCAAAUGGUAAUAUUCAAUUGCA
Molecule: messenger RNA, 2042 nt
Organism: Lycium ferocissimum
Lineage: Eukaryota; Viridiplantae; Streptophyta; Magnoliopsida; Solanales; Solanaceae
Product: vetispiradiene synthase 2-like
Exons: 7
Coding region: 88-1767 (559 amino acids)
Biological process (GO): diterpenoid biosynthetic process
Molecular function (GO): magnesium ion binding; terpene synthase activity
Source: RefSeq, a predicted model, not a curated record